Somion occarium is the source of this 1959-nucleotide messenger RNA. Lineage: Eukaryota; Fungi; Basidiomycota; Agaricomycetes; Polyporales; Cerrenaceae. The record is from the annotation of a GenBank genome assembly.
GGCAUCGCCGAUCCAUCUAGGCGUGCCCGAGUGAUCUUUGUAAACGUUGCGUCUUGUGAGUACUUAAGACUCUACCCAGCUCCGAGCUCAUUCAUCUCUGCCGCGAUGUGUUGGCUCUGGGACGUACUCCCGACAUUGAUGUACUACAUUCCUGGCAAUGCACAUCUGAGGAGUUAGUAUCUCACCGUUAGGCUAGUCCUAGCAACCAGUUGCAAGUGUCUUCGCUCCUUACCCCACUGCUAUUCAAUAAGCUGCUGUAUGGGGAAAUGGCAGCAAUACGCAGCGUGUGAUGCACCGCUGGCGCGAGCAGCCACAGAGAUAUCUUGAGGUACGAAGGUUGCGUCUCUGUCUACACUGCCUGUGGGAGACUACUGCAGCCCUACCGUGCCAUAGGACCACGCGUUCCGCUCCAUUGGUACAUAUUCAGACGUCCGACCUGGUUCAACUGCGGACCCGGUUAAUUCAACGAGCUAUUGACGACGUCACAUGUCUUUUUUUAUCAUUUCAGUUCCAUCAUGAGAACGGGGGCAGAGAUCCGCCCACGGGCCCCCGACAGAUGAAUGGCAGAGUUGCUAUCAAUAAGCACACUCUGUCUAGGUGUAUAUAUAGCAAAUUUUAUGCCAGCAUUCUUGGGCGAUAGUUACGAUCCCGAAGAUACCCAUCUCACGCUACUAUGACCCACUUGCAUUUACAUCCUCCCUUCCGCGCAGACCACAUUGGUUCGCUCAAAAGACCCCCCAGGCUCCUGCAGAAACGUGCUCUAUUCGAUGCGAAGAAGCUCAGUGCAGAUGAAUUAAAGGAUGUGGAGGACAAAGCCAUCCAGGAGAUUGUACAGAUGCAGCGAGAAGCCGGCAUUAAGUCGAUCACAGACGGGGAGCUCAGGAGACAUAUGUUCUUCGAUGGAGUCUUCGACAAUCUCGAAGGCAUGAAGCAUAUACCGGAAGUGCCUCCUGAGAUGUUCAUGGACUAUGUGCCUGAUAUCGCGGCGUUUAAGAAGCUCGAUUUCAAAGGUGCGGAUUCGUACGUCUGUGAAGGCAAGUUACGGAGGACGAAGCCAUUUUAUGUACCACAGUUUGAAGCUCUGAAGAAAUUGACUCUACCUGAGGAGCACAAGAACCUGAAGAUUACCAUCUGUGCGCCUGAAUGGUAUCACUUGCGACAUGGUCCUUAUGCGUUCAAUACAGAGGUCUACAAGUCUGACGAAGAAUACUUCGCUGACAUCGCCAUUGCUUACCAGCAAGAAAUCCAGGAAUUAUAUGCUGUUGGAUGCCGCAACAUACAGUUCGACGAUCCUCUUCUUGCCUACUUCUGCGCGGAUUCUAUGAUUUCUGGCAUGGAGGAGCGGGGGAUUGACCACGACGCCUUGCUCGAUCUCUACAUCAAAACAUACAAUGACUGUCUCAAGAGCCGUCCGGACGACAUGACAGCUGGAUUGCAUCUUUGUCGGGGCAACUUCAAAGAUGGAGUGCACUUCAGCGAAGGCGGAUACGAUCGAAUUGCCAUCAAGCUCUUCCAACAAAUAAACGUUGAUUGCUACUACCUUGAAUACGAUACUGAACGGGCUGGUACCUUUGAACCCCUCAAGUUUCUUCCGAAGACGAAAUCGGUUGUACUUGGUUUGAUCUCCAGCAAGACGCCGGAGUUGGAGGAUAAGGCAGAGUUGAAGAGACGCGUCCGUCAAGCCGCCGAACUGAUCUCGCAAGGAGUUGACAAACGUCCUGUUGAAGAGGCAUUAAACCAGAUUUGCAUCAGUCCUCAGUGUGGCUUUGCGUCUCACUCAGAGGGAAAUCGAGUUGCUCAGGAAGAUGUUAAACGCAAGCUCUCGUUAGUUACGGACACUGCGAAGGAGAUCUGGACUGAUGUUUAAAUCGGAAUGUAUAACAGAGACUUAUGUUGUAUCGAUCCCUUUACUACACAAUAACACAUUUCCUGAUUCAAAGCAUCAAUCGGGCGUUAAGU